This is a messenger RNA of Tetranychus urticae (two-spotted spider mite), 3234 nucleotides long. Lineage: Eukaryota; Metazoa; Arthropoda; Arachnida; Trombidiformes; Tetranychidae. The record is from RefSeq and is a predicted model, not a curated record.
CCAAUCUCAUGGGUUUUUUGUUUUGCUUCAAUUUUGAAUCUUUUUAGUAUUAAUAGAAAUGAAGAUCAUUUCUAACAUUUUUUAUUGAGUGUUGUCCUAUUUGCGUUGUGCUGCCAUUUUUGUUUUUGUCCUUCUUCACUCAGUCUCUAUUCCUUAAUUAAGUGUAAUCAUGGAAUCAAAAGAAGAAACUCUUUAUCCAAAUAAUCAAAUUGCUCGUAAACUAGAUCCAGCUGAUGUCUGCAUCAACGAGGUUUUGUUUGAAAAUAUUCGAUUUGCUCAUCUGAACUUAGACCAAAGACUUCUCAAGGGUCUAGCCAGAUCUGGGUUCAAAAAAUUAUCGACUAUUCAAAAAGAAUCUGUUCCACUUGGAAGGAUCGGUGUUGACAUGGUUCUUCACGCUCGCUCAGGUACCGGUAAAACUUGUGCAUAUACUUUGAUCGCUUUGGACUCACUUCUGUCCAGUGAUAACACUCAAGUUUUAAUUGUUACCCCCACCCGAGAAAUUGCCUUGCAAGUGUCAGAGGUAGUUAAAACUAUUGGUACAUACAUCGAAAAUUUAAAAAUAGCUUUGGUAACCGGUGGAUUUAAAGUUCAACGAGAUAAGGACAGCCUGCAAAAUGCUCAAAUAGUUAUUGGUACACUUGGGAGAUUGAUUCAACUAAUAGAGUUCAAAUAUCUUCCAACUAGUUCGAUUCGUUUAUUAAUUCUCGACGAAGCUGAUAAAUUGUUCGAAGACCAGUUGCGAGAACAGCUUAGUGCGCUUCUUGCUCAUAUGCCAGAAGCAAGACAAACGAUCGCUGUCAGUGCCACUUUUCCGCCAAAUAUGAAAGUAUUCAUAGAAAAAUUCUUGAAAGAUCCUCAAAUUAUAAAAACAAAUGAAAACGUGCAAUUUCCUGCCAAAAAUGCGCAAUUCUAUGCCGUGGUUCCCGAUCGAAUGCAUCUUUCUCAUAAGAUAAAAUUGAUCAAAAAGUGGAUUGACAACCUGACUUUUGAUCAACUUAUUAUUUUUGUAAACACCAAAGAAAGCGGACAAAAAAUUGCUGAUGAUUUUCGUGAAAAGAAAAAAUAUCGUUGUAUGUAUCUAUUUGGUGACCUACCGCAAACAGAAAGAUUUGAUAUCUUCAAAAAGUUUCAUGGUUCAAAGUACAAUAUACUUGUAACUACUGAUCUUUUUAGUCGAGGAAUUGAUUGCCAUAAUGUCAACAUGGUUAUCAAUGUUGAUUUACCCAUUGACGAAGAGACUUUUUUACACAGAAUUGGAAGAGCUGGACGUUUUGGUAUGAGUUGUUUAACUCUCACUUUAGUGAAAAGUGGUCCUGAAGAAUUGAUUUACGAUGAAUUAUCAAAAUCUCUGAAUUUUGAAAAACACAAAAUGCCUGAGGAUUUGAAAACCAAUAAUCCAUGGGGAGUUUUAGAUGAACGCUAUCGAACUGUUGAGCUAACAGAUUGGCAAAAGCUUGAUAGAAUGAUAAACUCUCAUAGAUUCCGUCCACCGUGUCGAAGAAGGCGAGCCUGUCCAUCAUUUCACGAAAAGGAUUUACAUGCCCCUCUCCCCGAAUGUCACAUUGUAGAGAAGACACCUGAAGAGAGUGCUAAAGCAUUUGAAGAAGAAGAGAAAAAGAAGAUAGAAUUCAUUCGUAAACACGGUCGUCUACCUCGCGCUAAUUUCAUGAAAAGACUCGGCAUGCACUAUAGGAAAUACCCUGGACUUAUUAUUACCGUUGAAAAUAUGAACAGACCCGAAGAAUUCGAAGAAAUAAUAGAAAAGGCUAAGGGUAAACCUGUAGAGUUUUGGUCAUCAACAGACGAUUCUGAUGAGGAAAAAGUGGAAAAAAUGCCUGCUGGAGGAUGGCCAGGGUGCUGUGGAGGACAUAUAAUGCCUGGAACACCGCGAUGGUUCUCAUUGGAUGAGCAUGGCCAGCCAAUAAAACAUCAAGUUAGGACACAGAAGCUGAUUAAUAUUGAAGAUAAAGAAGUGAAACUUAAUGAAGUCGAAACUAUUCUCGCUAGUUUCAAUAAAAGUUCUCAAAGUCGAAAUUUUAUGAGAGUUUCUCGUCGACUUCUAUCGACUGUCAACACAAGCACCUUCAAGGCUGAAAAUCUUCGUGUAACUUUGUGUCCACCUGAUCAACGUAAACGUAAACCAACAGAUCCGAACUCAUUACAAUUUGGAAAAUUGUUUAGUGACCAUUUACUUUCAAUAAAGUGGACCCAGAAAAAUGGUUGGAACGACCCUGAAAUAAUACCUUUUCAAAAUUUCACCAUACACCCUGCCUCUAAAGCAAUUCAUUAUGCUCAAAGUAUAUUUGAAGGAAUGAAAGCAUUUCGUGGAGUCGAUGGCAAAAUUAGAUUGUUCAGACCAGAAGCAAAUAUGGCAAGGUUUCUUAGAAGCGCUGAAAGAGCCAGCCUAGCUUCAUUUGAUCCAGAUGAGCUUCUUAAAUGUUUGAAGAAAUUAAUUACUAUUGAAGCUGAUUGGGUCCCGAAUUGGGAAUUCACGUCACUAUAUAUCAGACCUACUUUUAUGGGGACAGAGCCCGCUCUUGGAGUCAACCCUUCGAUUGAGUCCCACUUGUACGUGAUUGUUAGUCCAGUAGGAUGUUAUUUUGGUACCAAAAUUGAACCAGUUUCCCUUUACGCAGAUCCACGUUGGGUUCGUGCUUGGCCAGGCGGAGCAGGAUCUUCUAAGUUAUCAGCCAAUUAUGCUCCUACUCUGUCCAUUCAGAAGAAAGCCGAAGAGAAAGGCUGUCAACAAGUUUUGUGGUUGUAUGGAGAAGAUCAUCAAAUCACCGAAGUUGGUGCUAUGAAUGUUUUCGUUUACCUAAUUAACGAACAAGGAGAAAAGGAAUUGGUUACGCCUCCAUUGAAUCAAGGUGUUAUUUUACCAGGAGUUACCAGAGACUCUGUCUUAGCAGUUACUAGAGAGUGGAAUCAAUUCAAAGUUAACGAAAGGAUCAUUACUAUGAAGGAAGUGUGCAAGGCUCACGAGGAAAAACGUCUAUUGGAAAUGUUCGGAGCAGGAACUGCUGCAGUUGUUUGCCCAAUAGGCCGAAUCAAUUUUAACAAUAAAGAUUAUCUUAUACCUUCCGAAAGUAAAGAAAAUAUAAGCCAUCGUUUGCUAACAACCCUGACCGACAUUCAAUAUGGUAAAACGGAGUACAAAAAUUGGACACAAAUAGUCUGUUGACGAUAAAUAGUUGUAACGCUUGCAAAUAAAAUUCCAGCAUUCCAGAAUUA